AUGACGAAUAACGGUGUAUAUUCAAAUGAACCACGGCCACGUUUAUGUCAUCUUCGUCGAUGGCCUGAUUUUACUGGUUAUGGUUUUAAUUUACAUUGUGAGAAAGCUAAACCAGGUCAAUUUAUUGGUAAAGUGGAUCAAAAUUCACCAGCUUCAUCAGCUGGUUUACGUGAGAAUGAUCGUAUAAUUGAAGUUAAUUAUGUUCCAAUUGGAAAUGAAAAUCAUAAACAAGUUGUGGCAAGAAUAAAAGAAGGUGUCUCAAGAAAUGGUGUAAAAUAUCCAGAUGAAGUUAUUUUAUUAGUACUUGAUCCAGAUGCAGAUGAGUUUUAUAAGAAUAAAACAGGUGUUGUACGAAGUUCAGAUGCAAAUGUUGAUAAAUUGGAAACUGAAAUACGAAAUGGAUCAGAAAAUGGUGAUAUUUCACCUCAAUCAUCUAAUAGAAGUAGUGGUAAAGUAGAUUCACCUAUUAUCAGACAAACACCGCCGUCAUCUCGAACAAAACCAAAUGAAUUUGAUCGAGAUUAUAAACAUGUUACGGAUUUUACUGGUCCAACAAUUACACAACAUACGAAAAAUGCUGAGUCACCUGCAAUAUCACGCACAUCUGACCGAGAUUAUCGAAAUGAUGAUAAUACUUAUCUUCCAUCAUCUCCUCCUAUUUCUGAAAAAGAUAAACGUAAAGAAAUAUCUCCAAGUAAUAUGUAUACAAAUACAAGUUCAUCACCAAAAUCUCCUGCACGUGAUUCUUAUGCUAAAUCUGACAGUACUAGUCCACCUCGAAUAUCACCCAGCAAUGGUUCAGCUAGUGUAUUGGAAUUAGCUAUGUCAGCAGCUGAAUAUCGAGAAAAAUUAAAAGAAAAAAGUGCUCGUAAACGUGAUCCACGACAAGAUCAACAAAUGUCUAUGAAACAAAAACAUGAUUUUAUUGAUCGUUUGUAA
Messenger RNA from Adineta steineri, 939 nucleotides. Lineage: Eukaryota; Metazoa; Rotifera; Eurotatoria; Adinetida; Adinetidae. The record is from the annotation of a GenBank genome assembly.